CUCCCUCUUAUAUUGAUGGCUUACUGGUAGCUUGUUUUAGAAAGAUUUAUUAUCAGCUUAUCUUUUUCAGAUUUUAAUAUUUGUGUCAUUCUCUGUGUGUUAACCAUCCCAUCAUAAACCAGCAGUGGGCUCUAGCCAAGAGUAGGUGUACAGGAGGCAGAUGAAAGCAGCUUGGUCCCAAGGCAUGGUUUUAGCUGUCAGCUCCUGCACUGACUCUGUUCAGAGAAGGUAGGUCUGCAGACACUCAAAACCUGGAGCAGACCCAGAGACCUGUCCCUAAGAGGCUUGCAGAAGACCCUAGAGACCUAUCUUCCAGAAGUUCAGAACAGUCUUUUAUUUGCAGAGGCUUGGAGAAGACUCCAGAGACCUGUCCAGAGAUUUGGAGCAGACCGCAGAGACCCAUCCAGAGGUGUGGAGCAGACCCCAGAGACUCAUCCCCCAGAGGUGCAGAGCAGUCUUUUAUUUGCAAAGACAAUAGCAAAGGCUUCCAGGAUAAGUAUGUACACAUAAAAAUCAAAGGAGAAGGACCUCUAACCUGAUCAUGGAUUUCAGAGGAAGAUUAUUCAGCACACAAAACGGAAAAUAAGACUGUGACCAGUUCUCUGCAAUGAUGCCUCUUUGCCAUGAUGCCAUUAAUAUUACCUGCAUGAACAGCAGUUGGUCAAGUGACAUCCGUGCCUCCCUCUACAGCUUAAUGGUGCUGAUAAUUCUGACCACUCUGGUUGGCAAUCUGUUAGUAAUAAUUUCCAUAUCCCAUUUCAAGCAACUUCAUACCCCCACGAAUUGGCUCCUUCAUUCCAUGGCCACUGUGGACUUUCUGCUGGGGUGCCUGGUGAUGCCUUACAGCAUGGUGAGAACUGUUGAGCACUGCUGGUAUUUUGGAGAAAUCUUCUGUAAAGUUCACAGCAGCACUGAUAUUAUGCUGAGCUCAGCAUCCAUUUUCCAUUUGUCAUUCAUUUCCAUUGAUCGCUACUAUGCUGUGUGCGAUCCAUUGAGAUACAAAGCCAAGAUCAAUAUCUUGACUAUUUUUGUGAUGAUCUUCGUUAGUUGGAGUGUUCCUGCUGUUUUUGCAUUUGGAAUGAUCUUCCUGGGACUGAACUUUAAAGGAGCUGAAGAGAUAUAUCACAAACACGUUAACUGCUUUGGUGGCUGCUACACUUUCUUUAGCAAAGUACCUGGUGUGCUGUCCUUCAUGACUUCUUUCUAUGUGCCUGGAUCUGUUAUGUUAUUUGUCUAUUAUAGAAUAUACUUCAUAGCUAAAGGACAGGCAAAAUCAAUUAAUGCCAUAAAUCUUCAAAUUGGGUUGGAAGAAAAAAAUGGAAUGUCACGGAACAAAGAAAGGAAAGCUGAGAGGACUUUAGGGAUUGUGAUGGGUGUUUUUGUCAUUUGCUGGUGCCCUUUCUUUUUCUGCAUAGUCCUAGAUCCUUUCCUGGGUUACACGAUCCCACUCACCUUGAAUGAUGCACUGAGUUGGUUUGGGUACUUGAACUCUGCUUUCAACCCACUAGUUUAUGCAUUUUUCUAUCCCUGGUUCAGAAGAGCACUGAAGAUUAUUCUGUUUGGCCAAAUUUUCCAAAAAGAUUCAUCUAGGUGUGAGUUAUUUUUAGAAUGAAAUCCAUACAAUCAUAUUUUACUGUUUUAUAAAACAGCUGGUGAUUGCAUUUAUGAAAAUAGUGGAACAACAAUAGGCACUAAAUACACAGGCUUUUACAAUCAGUUAUUUGAGUCCAAAUAUACAUGACAAGUUCAAAUUUUGAUGUUUGCAUAUCAUGUCCUGUUUGGUACAGAAUAAAUGUGACAUUUGCUAUUCUUUCCAUAUAUGUUGAAACUUGGCAAAUCCAACAUUAAAGGCCACAUGUAAAAGACCUUUCCUUUUCCUUACAUGGCUGCCACGAGUUGCCAGUAGUGCUUUAGCUAUUCAGUGAUUGAAGUCAUAAGGCUGCAUUUAGGGAUGU
This is a messenger RNA of Nannospalax galili (Upper Galilee mountains blind mole rat), 1955 nucleotides long. RefSeq names its product trace amine associated receptor 1 (gene Taar1). Gene Ontology annotation, biological process: G protein-coupled receptor signaling pathway. Gene Ontology annotation, molecular function: trace-amine receptor activity. Gene Ontology annotation, cellular component: membrane. The transcript is spliced from 2 exons. The record is from RefSeq and is a predicted model, not a curated record. NCBI's taxonomy places the organism in Eukaryota, Metazoa, Chordata, Mammalia, Rodentia, Spalacidae. Bases 608 to 1612 code for a protein of 334 amino acids.